UUAGUGUUAAGGCAGCCGUUGAGAGAGGCGCGUACAUACCGGAUCAGGGAGAGAAAGAGAGAGACAGAGAGAGAGCGCAGACGCGAAAAAAUUUUAAUUUUUUUUUCGGAAUUAUUUUUUUUUUCGUUGUGCGGUGGUUUUGGUGCGUUAGUAAGAAAACCUGGAUGUUUCGUGUGUCAGGGAUAUUUUGGAUUUGACUGAGUUUAGUAUGUUCCUAGUAAGUGCUGUUGAUGUUGUUCUUGUUGUUGUUGUUGUAGCGUUAGGAUUUUCCGCUUUGUAAUAUGAUGAUUUUGUCCUCAAAUACCAGCGACCUGGACACUUUUCUCUGUAAACAAGAAUGGGAGCGCAGACUGGAAGAGGAGCUGGACAAGCCGCGGCGCGACUCCGCUGCGCAGAUCGACGAUUUUUUCGAGCCCGCGUGUCCGCCGCCCCGGGUGCCCCCCGUUCAACAAACCAUGAGCUACGUAUCGAUGCGCUCGUUGCCCGGCGCAGAUGACGACGUAUUCCUUAGGCCCCCACUAUGGGAGGACAUCGCGAGCAGUAUUCAAAACAUCGACCCGGAGAACGCGAACAUGUUGGGCGUGGGAUCCGGACACGUCAAGAUGGAAACCGUUGACGAGCUGUCGAGCGUCAGCUGUCAGCCCACCCCCUCACCCCUACUAUCCCCCUUAGAAAUAAAAACUGAAAAGGUAUUACAACCGCCCCCGGCGCCUACGUUGCACCUCAUGGGCACCCCCACCAGCCCCUACAACCAUCAGCCCACCAGUCCCACCCAGCAACAUUACCAUCAACCUCAACAGCAGCAGGGGAUGCACCACGUGGCUCAUAACAAUAAUCAGUACAAAUAUAAUAACAAUAACAACAUUGUCGGGACAGGAACUGCCACAGGAAACGCUCUCUACCCCAUGUCGCGCCUCAUGUACGUCUCCCCGCUAACCCCUCCCAGUUCGGAACCCGGCUCUCCCGGAGGAACCCUGCCUCGCCGAACCCCUCCACCCCCUUACCAUGGACCCGGGUGCCCCCCGCAACAACCCCCACCACCCCCCGCUAGUACCGUACCCCGGUUGGGGGUGAAGGCCUACAAUCGCCGGAAUAAUCCAGAAUUGGAGAAGCGACGGAUACACCAUUGUGAUUUUAUGGGUUGCACGAAGGUUUACACGAAAAGCUCACAUCUGAAGGCGCACCAGAGGAUACACACAGGUGAAAAACCGUAUCAGUGCCAGUGGCCGGAGUGCGAGUGGCGGUUCGCGCGCUCCGACGAGCUGACUCGCCACUACCGCAAGCACACCGGCGCGAAACCCUUCAAAUGCGCGGUGUGCGAGCGCAGUUUCGCGCGCAGCGACCACCUCGCGCUCCACAUGAAGCGCCAUCUACCGAAGACGGCCAAAUGAAGCCGCGAUCCUCCUCGUCCGUCCCUUUCUUUAGUGAAUAAUAAUUAAUUAAUUGAUUGCGUCCAGUUUUUUUUGUUUAUUAUAAAAAAUAUUUUUUUGCGUUUCGGUGAUAGAUCUCAACGGUGGCAUAUUAAUUGACAUAUAUGUGAAAGCGGGGCCGAUCAGGAGCCCGCUAUCUCGAGGCCUUAUCCCAGUGUACUUAUACAUACAUAUAAUAUAUUUAUAAAGAUUUUUUAUAUAUAUAUUUAUUGCUUAUAUAUGGAAUUUGAAUGCGAUUUGCCGUACUAUAGUGUCUUUUCCACGAUGUGAUUUUACAUUCCGUUGCGAAUACUCUUGGGGCCGCCCCUGUGGGGAUAUACGGUGCAUAAUGUGAAGCGGUUUCUUUUUUGGUUGUGAACUGUUUGUAUGCGUUUACGGGGCGUGGCACGUAUGGAGUCUCUGAUGGUCAAAUCAGGUGAUCUGGGAGGCCAGUCCCUCCUUGCGCAAUCCACACGUGGCACACUCCGUAGUUGUUAUGUUAAUUUAUAAAGAAAUAAAUAAAAGGUAGAUGUAGCUCUAAUAAUACGUAAGUGAAAAAUUCGCACACAUAUCUUUAUCACCUUAAAGACAAAUUAAUAUUAUUCGCGUAAUUUAAGCAACUUAUGCCAUUUUUGUAUUAUGUUUAACCCGAAUUUGUGAUUUAUUUAAUAUGGUAUGUGGUGGGGGGGGCGUUUACUGGCUGAUUAAUCGUAGCUCAAGUCCAGCACCGGCUUUUUAGUGACACCCUGUAUAUGGCCAGGCGCCUUGAAAAUCGUAUUUUAUCGUAUACACCCCGUAUAUGGAAAGUUACCAAAAUACACUGAGUGUUGAUUUUUGUAAAUAAUUUUUACUGACUAGCGACUAGUCAAGGAAAUAUUGAGUUUUUUAUUUUAUUUUGUACAUUUCUUUAUUGUAAGAUUCCCUUUAGUACGUUUAAAAAUAUGAUUUAUGCCAUGUUUUUAAUAAUAAUAAAUAGUAUUUUCUUUCUUUGUUAGGGUAUAGCGUAUCUAGGUAGAAAAUUGUUUUUCUUUUUUAAUUUUGUAUUUUAUCUUUAAUACAGUUUUAUUUUUAA
This is a messenger RNA of Anthonomus grandis grandis, 2481 nucleotides long. Its product is annotated as dendritic arbor reduction protein 1-like. NCBI's taxonomy places the organism in Eukaryota, Metazoa, Arthropoda, Insecta, Coleoptera, Curculionidae. The coding region runs from base 282 to 1391 and encodes 369 amino acids. Gene Ontology annotation, molecular function: RNA polymerase II cis-regulatory region sequence-specific DNA binding; DNA-binding transcription factor activity, RNA polymerase II-specific. Gene Ontology annotation, biological process: regulation of transcription by RNA polymerase II. The transcript has 6 exons. The record is from RefSeq and is a predicted model, not a curated record.